UUAACAGGCUUGUAGUGGCAACUCGCAAGCAACAAGCUGAAAUUCGCUUGAAGAUUAUUUUCCAGGUCCGAAAGAUGUUGGGCAUGGGAUUGAUAAGAGUGUGCUUGCUGAUCAUCACAACUUUCAUCGGAUUAUUGAGUUUUGCGCACUCAAAUCCAGAUGGCUUCCUUAACAUCAACUGUGGCGCCAAUGAUAAUCAGACAGACAAGAACCAUCUCGACUGGAUAUCUGAUUCCCCUUUCAUUAAAGCUCGUAACUUUUCGAGUGUGCUUAAUUUACCAGAAACCCUCUACUUGCAAUACUUGACAUUGGCCUAUUUCCCAAACCUAGCAGUGAAGAAAUAUUGCUACCUGCUCCCUGUGAAACCCGAUAUAAAUUACUUAAUAAGAGCAACUUUCGCUCCUCAUUCCACAAUUCCUUGGGCAAGUUUCUUCGAUUUAUUUAUCGAGGGAAUCAUGUGGAGGAAUCUUAACCUAACUGGUCUAGACAAUGACCAUAACUUCUAUUACGAGAUCAUCUUGGCUGCCAAAAGCGACAGUCUGAGUUUAUGCCUUGCGCGCAAUUCUCAAACCGAACAAAACCAUUUUGUCUUCAUUUCAAGCAUUGAGCUGCGUGCACUCGAAUCUUCUAUGUAUGAUUCAACUGAUUUCCAAAAGCACGCCUUAAGUCUCGUAGGGCGCACAAAUUAUGGUACAUCUUCUUUGUUACAGUACCCAGACGAUCUAUUUGACCGUAAAUGGGCUUGGUCAAUAGCAGUUAACAGAGCAAUGAAUCUUACCGCUGAGGAAGAAGAGACAAAGUCUUUAGGAAGCGAGUUAGCGAACAAACCGCCGGUGAAUGUAUUAAGAACUGCUAUUGCAAAGGGAAUUGUGGACGAUAUGAGACUGCCAUACUCAUUUGUGCCAUUCUCAGAUGACCCAGCAGUUUACUAUUUUGCACUUUAUUUCUGCAAUCUCAACAAGACAGACCUCAUUCAGAGAUUUGUUGCCUACAUAAAUGGAAACCAAAUAUCAGAUUACAUAGAACUUAAUUUUCUGCAAUGUUGGCAAACAAACAAAGACUUAGAACUUGACAGUUCCGAUCCUAUAAAUAUAACUUUGAAGCACAGUCUUUUAUCACAGUUGGGUCCAUUCAUCAAUGGAGCUGAAAUGUACAAGAAAAUGGACGUAAAGACAACCACAUACUCCGGAGAUGUGGUUGCUAUCAGAAAAAUAGCAGAGGCAAUGAAUGUUCCAGAUGACUGGACAGGAGGAGAUCCAUGCUUACCAGCUAAUUAUUCUUCAACAGGGAUAACCUGCAGCCAAGACGAUCCUCCACGAGUCAUUAUCAUAAAUCUAACAAGCAUGCAUCUCGAAGGCACCAUACCUUCAAUUAUAGCGGACUUCACAGCACUAAUACAGUUGAUGCUAGGAAAUAAUAAGUUGUCCGGCCAUAUUCCAGACCUCAGUUCAUUGAAGAAUCUCACAAAACUGGAAUUGCAAAACAAUCAAUUUACCGGAGGAAUCCCAAGAUCAUUGGAGAAGCUUCAAAUGUUAAAACAACUAUUUCUUCAGGACAAUAAAUUUGAGGGAACAGUCUCAAAAGGAUUAGUGAGACCCAACUUGGACCUUCGCGUUGAUCCUCAAAAUGCAAUUUUGGAAGGCAGCCACAAAAUGAAAGGUUGGGUGAUUGGACUUUUAAUUGGGUGCUCGGUGGUCUUAGUUUUAGUCAUCGUUUCUGGAAUUUUCCUCUGGAGGCACAAACACCCAUCUCAACCAUUUCAAACCACAGACGUUUCUCCUACUACAUCAGAAAAACACAUAUUUGCAGAUGAAAAAAAUCAAAAUGAUUAUCACAGACUGGCUAUAGAAUACACAGAAGAAGAUAUUAAAAUUUCUACCAAUAAUUAUUCCACACCCAUUGGUAGGGGAAGCUUUGGAGCUGUAUUUUAUGGAAGACUUUCAGGAUAUGAGGUUGCGGUCAAAAUACAUAAGACUGAUUCUAAUCAAGGCAAGAAAGAAUUCCAGAAUGAGGUAGCUAUGCUGUCAAGAAUAUAUCACAAGAACCUUGUAAAUCUUAUUGGGUAUUGCAGACAACCCAUAAUGGCAUUGGUCUAUGAAUACAUGCCAUGUGGAACAUUGACUGAUCGUCUAUAUGGUAUAGCAAAAUUGGAAACACCACUUGAUUGGCUUACCAGAUUGAAUAUUGCUCGACAAGCCGCGGAUGGUUUGCUCUACCUUCAUCAGAGUUGCUAUCCUCCAAUCAUACACAGAGAUAUAAAAUGUAGUAAUAUACUGUUAGACAACAGAAUGUCUGCCAAGCUAGCUGACUUUGGCAUAUCAAAACUGGUAGAGAGCUCCAGCGGUUAUAUACCAACCGAAGUGAAAGGGACAAUGGGUUAUCUUGAUCCUGAAUACUUUGCAACGUCCUCGUUAAAUGAGAAGAGCGAUGUAUACAGUUUUGGAGUGGUUUUACUGGAGAUUAUUUCUGGAGUUCCACCCAAAGACGGAAUAGUACAAUCGGCACAUAAGCUGCUUUCAUGUGGCAAAAUAGAUGAGCUUAUGGAUCCUUCAUUGGGCGGUCGAUAUAACGUAGAAUCAGCUUGGAAAGUUGCAGAGAUAGCAUACAUGUGCGUGGAAAAGGAGUCAACGAAUAGACCCAAAAUGAGUGCGGUGGUGAAAGAAUUGGAAGAAGCUGUGACGCUUGCAUCUGGUGAUAACAAUUAUUCUGCUUUACAUACCGUAGCCUCUUUUAAUACUGGUGACAUGCCCAGCCUGAGGUAGAAAGAUCUUAUAAUGAUUUUUCUGUCCGUUUAUAAUUAGUUGGGUCGACAACUUUAGUCACAGAGGAUGGGCAUACAGGAGUUUUUGUAAUCACAGAAUUGUCUUAAAAGCUUUUAAACUUCUGUUUAUUUGAACCUGUCGAGAGUAUUUUUAAUAAUUAUUGAUCAGCUGACUGAUGUUUAGAGUUGGUUGAUAAGAGCAUGUGGCCCUUGGAAGAUACAUUUCUACAGUAUUUCUUACAUGUUAUUUAUAUGGGUACAGUUCAAAUCUGUU
Cryptomeria japonica (Japanese cedar) is the source of this 3035-nucleotide messenger RNA. RefSeq names its product probable LRR receptor-like serine/threonine-protein kinase At1g67720. The transcript has 16 exons. Gene Ontology annotation, biological process: protein phosphorylation. The record is from RefSeq and is a predicted model, not a curated record. Gene Ontology annotation, molecular function: protein binding; protein kinase activity; ATP binding. The coding region runs from base 75 to 2762 and encodes 895 amino acids. NCBI's taxonomy places the organism in Eukaryota, Viridiplantae, Streptophyta, Pinopsida, Cupressales, Cupressaceae.